ACACUGAUUAUUUUGGUAUUCCCGAGGACAUACCGUAAGCGGUGCUGUCACUUCUAUAUAGAUAGUGGGAGGCUGACUGCUACUGAGUCCCAACGAGUCUUAGAGCGCUGACAGGCACACGAGCAUAUCGACAGCAUACACCACUAGAGAAGCUGGUAACAGACUGUAGCUGCUGGCUAAUGUCCACGUUAGCAAGAGCUUAGCUACGUGGAUAGUUCACUCGUGUCAUUCUAUAUCACUCGUCAAACUGGGUCGAUCAGAGCAAAAUACAGCGAGGGAACUCUUCUCAUCUACAGCUUACACGUCUUCAAGGUUGUCGGUGGAAGUUAACAUUGCUUGGGUUUUAUCUCUGUGUUGCUGGUCACCUUGGCAGACGGUGCCCAUCAGGUUGGCACUGGAACAGGGAACCAACCAUGAGGGCUCUGUCUCUUAGUGUUUGCUGGCCAGUGUAAAUGCAGAUAUGCCCAGGGGGUCCCCAUCCUGAUGGACCGAGACACCUUCUCCCACAUCCGACUGUGGUGCCCGAGGCCUUUUGGCACCUACUCCCAGAACAAAGCUCGGAGCCCAGGCUCAGGGGGCAGCAGUGGAGGGGGUGGUGGAGCUGGGGCCCCUUCCCUCUGCAAGGUUGAGGCAUCUUCAGGUGCUGGAAGGGUGGGUAAUGGAAGUGAGGAUGGAGGGAUGAUAGUGGGGGUGCAGGAGCAGAAUGGCGAUGAGGAGGAUGUGGGCUCAGAGAACACUCCACCUGAACCUGAACUUGAAUCCAGCUCACUUACACAGGCCCAGGCCCCUCCACCCUCUUCAGUCCCUCCUUCACCUAUGCCUGGGUCCCAGUUGGAAGAUGGUCGUGUGCUGUUAGACACGUGGUAUGUAAUCAAGCCAGGCAACACCAAGGAGAAGAUUGCCUUCUUUGUUGCUCAUCAGUUCAGUGGAGCAGGUCAGUCCAGACCCAGUGCAAUGAAGGUUAAAGGAAAUUGGGCAACUGACUGCAGUAAAGCAAAACGGCGAAGACGGUGCUCUUCCUAUGACCCACCAACACGCUCCCAAGUCUCAGAGCCACACCCUAGCCAUGACUCCUCUCUUGCACCUUUGAGUCCUGAUAAGCCACCAUUUGGAAGAGUGAAUGAAACAGACCUCCUGUCAGUUGCAGAGAUGGUUGCCUUGGUUGAGCAGAGGACUGCUAUGGCCCUCCAGGGGAUUGUAGCUGUUCAUGGGAACCAACACCAGCAUACCCAAUCUACUACUCACAAUCAGGGCCUUGUCCCCCACCAGCACACUCUACUGCGUGGCACAGUGUCAGACCCUACACCUUUAGUAUUUGUGUCAGACAGUUCAAAUGGCCAGUCAUCCAAAGAGGCCCAGCAAUCAUCAUCUGCCAUCCAGACAGACCAGGAGCUAGAAGAGCAGCAGGAGUCAUGUAGAGUAGCUCAGGCUAUAGCACAUUUUGAGUCCCAGAACCUGGAGAAUCGGCUCCAUUUGGGCACUGGUUCUAUGGACCCCUCCAAUCGAGACAGAGACAGGGGGGCAAGUAGAGGAGAGUCUGGCCUUGUAACGCCACCUCCACCACCCAGCCACAGUCAUGGUGAAGUUAGAAUAGCUUUUAGAGUGUCAAAUCUGGACCCACGGUCUCAGUUGGAGACAAUUGGCAGAUCCCGCUGUAUGUUUAUGAGCUGUGGUGGUGGAAGCAACCAGGCAGCAGUCAGGGCCAAAGAGAAAAUCACCUGUGACCUCUACCAGCUUGUCAGCCCCUCAUCUAAAGACCCUAGUAGUCUCCUACUUGCUGCCACAACUGCUGCCCCCAAAACAGAUGGAGACCAUCACCCAGACAGGGUGGCCUGUGGCAGCCCAGACCCAACACAAGAGCUUUCCUCUGCUGAGAAGAAAGCUGUGAGUGUGGGUAGAGAGCGAGUAACUGGCUUUCAUGUGGAGGUUGUGGUUACAGGUGCUGUGGACCAAUGUGUGUUUUAUGGCAAGGACAGCACAGAGAAUGUGCAGGAGGAGACUGUGUGUUUUGCUAUGCCUACUGGGAGAGGGAGUGGGGGUGCAGGCAGCUCUACUGAUCCUUCAUUAGAUGACCCUCCUCCUGGACAGCUCUUUUUCCUUCAGCCUCCUCGGGGACCAGAGGAAGAUAUCAAAGGGAUGGGCCCUGGCAUUGGCUCAGGAAUGUGCUCUUUGGACUGUGCCAACAACAACAACAGCAGCCCAGGAGCAGGUGUACAAGUGGGCUCCCUGGAGCGGGCAACUCGACCAGACUCUCCUGGUGUUGUGGAAGAUUGUUCAGACCCCUCACUAUGUCGCCUCUACCGCCAUGUGUCGCAUGACUUCCUGGAGAUUCGCUUUCAGAUUCAGCGACUACUUGAACCGCGCCAGUACAUGCUGCUGCUGCCCGACCACAUCAUGGUCAACAUCUUUAGUUAUUUGCCCACACGCUCCUUGGCAGCCCUCAAAUGCACCUGCCACUACUUUAAGAUGUUGAUUGAGACAUAUGGUGUGCGAGCAGUGGAUUCACACUGGAAUCAAGACCCUCUCUACAGGGAUGACCCCUGCAAGCAGUGCAAACGGCAAUACGAGCGUGGCGAUGUUUCCUUGUGCCGUUGGCACCCCAAACCUUACCACCAUGACCUGCCUUACGGACGUUCCUACUGGAUGUGCUGCCGACGUACAGACAAGGACACGCCAGGCUGCCGUGUUGGGCUGCACGAUAACAACUGGGUCCAGCAGCCUGCUGAUGGUUCUCAGCCCAUCCGCACCAAGAGAGAAAACAGGAGGGAGGAGGCCAGGUAAAGAAGGAAAGACUGUACCCUUCACACCAAUUCUCAUCUCCUCCGUUCUCCCUCUCACCUCUGUCCAGUGGACAAAUAGGGGAAAAGACAGAGAGGAGAAAUGAGCACUCCAGGACUGUUUGUGUUUUACUUGGAUCCAGCAGUCCCUUCUCAUACUUGCCCUAAUUGGAGGUUGAGAGAUAAAGAAGGAAGAGAGGUGUGUCAUGCUCCUUGCCUUGUUUUUUUGUUCCAAACCCUCCAGGAUCCCUCUGUGUCCAGAGUGGCACCUUUUUAAAAGAUUGCAUACCAGGGUUGGGUCCCCUCCUGCUGCUGCUGUGUCCAUCAGCCCUCUUUCUGCGUCUUAAUCAUUUGAGUCUCUUUUAAACUCACAUACAUGGUUGUAGGGUAAUUCACAUGUUAACUUUGCAGUGUAGUUAAAUGAGAUUAGCAUUCAUUAAGUGACGCAUAGAAAUGUACUGCCCUGGAGCCUGCUUACUGUUCCAAUACUUGUUCUGUGUGGCAUCACAAACCUCCAUGUUAGCUGUACAAUGGUGCUUCAAGGAAUAAGACAUUACAACCGGUGUACAUUUUCAGUGAUGGAAUGUUCAACAUUGCUCAAGAAAUGUGAUUGUAUAAAGCAAACUUGAUUUUACCUUCUGUACCUGUCCCGCUCUACAGUUUUCUAUUUUUCUGAAUGUGCUGUUGCAUUCUCUGUUGAUCAGUCACCUGGUAAUGCUGCUGAAAUCAUUGCUUUGUGUCAUUGAUGUUACUUCAGAAAUAGCCAUACCAAUGGGUAAUGACAUGUACAGUGUCCAGAUGUUAGUCACUCUCUCUGGCAAAGACUGAAAUGGAACCUAACCUUGCUCAACAGCCAUCAGUUAAGAGGAGCCACUGAGAGUUUUUUGGUUUACAGAGAAUUAUGGGAAACAGUCCCAGUGGGACUGGAUGGGAUUAAAAAGAGAAACUUGAUGUCACUUUGGAAAGGCCUGAUGUCACUUUGUAUUGUUUGAUUGACUUGUUUGUCAUCUAGACUGUUUUUGUUUGGUUUUUUGCAUGGGAGAGUGUUUUUAUUGGUGUGUGUGGCUGAGAACAUUUGCUGUUAUGUUUGCUUUUAUUCUUGAGGACUGUGUUCUCUGUAUCAGUCUGAGGGCCUACUUAUCCUGGAAUGGUGUGUUUUUCUUUUUAAAAUACUCCAUCUUUGGUUUAACUCCCAGCUCUCUUCCCUUCCUCCGACCCUAUGUCAUUUGAUUCGGCAGAGGGCAGUAUAAAUAAGUGAAAUCAACCACCACAGACUGCAGAACUCAACACCAGCUUCCAGCCUUAAAAGCCCCCUACCUCUUACCCACCCUGCAGGAGACUGAGGCAUCACAUACCUCACACACUAGAAAGAGGAACUGCACAGGACCCCGUUAAUGGAAAUGUUUCUCAUGCUCGACAGACUCAAUAGAGCUCUACUGGAUCCACCUCUAGCUCUUGAGUGUAAGUAAGCAGUGCCUGGUGCUGGUUCUGAAACUGUCCUCUUGCUUUGACACUUUCCCUACCCUCAAGCUGACCGACUGGACAUUAAAGAAAUGAUGUGAUACUGUAUUUGAUGAACAAUGCUGAAACUGCAUGGAGAUUGGAAACUGGUUGGGUCGUCAUGGGAGAACUUGUAGGUUCCAGACAUGUACAACGCUAAUGAAAAAAUAUCUGCUCAAAUAAAAACAGAAGUGAUGAUUAAAAA
Solea senegalensis (Senegalese sole) is the source of this 4482-nucleotide messenger RNA. RefSeq names its product F-box protein 46 (gene fbxo46). NCBI's taxonomy places the organism in Eukaryota, Metazoa, Chordata, Actinopteri, Pleuronectiformes, Soleidae. The record is from RefSeq and is a predicted model, not a curated record. Gene Ontology annotation, molecular function: protein binding. Bases 484 to 2781 code for a protein of 765 amino acids. Gene Ontology annotation, biological process: intracellular signal transduction. The transcript is spliced from 3 exons.